ACAGCAGCGAACAUGAACGGGAUUUCUUCUUUUCACCACUAAAACUCAAAUCAGGAACUUUAUUUUAGUCAGAUCAGUAUUUAAUCCAGCAUAUCUCACGUUCCCCUUUGCAUAAGUAUGGCAGAAAACUCAAAUGAUGAUCUGCUGCAACAUUGUGUCCACAUGGUCAGUAAGUAGCAGGAGAUGGUUAGAGUCGUGUCUAAUAUCAGAUAGAGAAGGAUCAUGGUUGAUAAAGAGGAGUUAGGAAUCAGAUUGAAGAAGCUGCUGGUGAGAUUGAAUCUUCAGGAGGGAAAGCAGUUGGGCACCUUGGUUCAGAUCAUUCAAGAUCUUCUGUUCCUGUCCUAUACAGAUGACUGUGUUGAGCUGUUUGCAGAUAAAAAUGUCCACGUGCCUGUGAUGCUGGUGCUGUCAUCACAUUUCAACAGCAAAGUUCAGCAGGUGGGUUGGUCUCUGAUGUGUCGUCUGAUGGAGAUCUGCCCCUCCACUCUGGACAGUCUGACCAGCCCAGUGGAGUAUCAGUUUAUCGGGGUGAACCAGCAGAUUCUGAAGGUGCUGUCCACGUAUCAUAAAGACCCCAAGAUGAUGAUGGUGGGCCUGAGAGCUCUGGCUCUAUUGCUGAAGUCAGAUGAGAUUCUGAUGCAGGUUCUGAAUGAGGAGGAAGUGGACGUGCUUCAUCUGGUUCUGGAGGCGAUGAGGUCAUUCAGUGACAGUGAGGAGGUUCAACUGCAUGGAUGUGCUGCUCUACAAAUAUUGCUGCACAGAGUUUCAGUAGAUCAUUUAGUGGAGUUUAUUGAGAAGAAAGACCAUGAGGUGGUUAUGAAUGCUCUCAGCAGCUUCAUGGACAGUGAGAAUGUAGUUCUGCAGGCUCUGAAAGUCUUUCUACCACUGGCUGAUCCAGCCAGCAAUGUUGAGAUGCUGAUGUCCAAAACGGUCAAAUGCUACAGUCUGACCUGUCGGGCUAUGGGCACAUGGCUGAACUCAGAGGCGAUACAGGAGGCUGGAUGCUGUUUGUUACUGAAAUUUACAUCAGAAAGUUACUGCAAUAUUCUGGUACUGAAUGGAAUUCAUAAAGUGGCUAUGAAAGCAAGUGUCUCUUAUCCUGAGAACGCAAUAUUGCAGACCGCUGCUCUUUCCUGUCUGAGCGCACUGGCGGAGUGUAUAGUACAGAAUGAAGGACUGGACAGAGAGUGGAAUGAGGACGACAGGGUGGAACAGAAAGUGAUUGUAAAAAAUGAACCUGCCCAAGCUGAUGAGACACUUAUAUGGAGAGAGGCAUGUUAUACGGCUUUAGAGCGGCAUGCUGAAGACGUCACAGUGCAGGAAGCUGCAUGUUGGGCCUUAAACAGUUUGCUGCUCCAUGGCAAAACAUCCAAUCAUGUGGAACUGGAGGGAAGGCCUCCUCUUCAUAUACUUGUGAUGGCUGCGAUGCUCUUUCAUUCAUCAAGUGUUCGGUUGUUCAAAGCUGCAUCCUGCACACUACACACACUAAUAAAAUGCCACAGUAGGAUGAGAGCUCUGCUGCUGUCUCAAGGAAUACAUUUCAACAUUGUGAAUCUGAUGAGGAAACACGCAAACUCCAGCGACGUGUGCGAAAGUGCCUGCAAACUGCUUCACACACUUUUCCAGGGAGCGAGGGCUAGUCUAGAUGAAGGAGCUCUGGUUAUUGGUCAGAUUUUGAUGGCACUUAAGACUCAUAACUUCGUUCCUGAAGUUCAGCUGGCGGGACUCAGAGCCAGUUUAGUGCUUCUUAACCCAGACAGGCGUUUAAGGGAACAUGGCAACUCAGUGGCAGAUCCUGAUACAGUGGACGUAUCUCUGCGGGUGCUGAAGAACCAGUGUGUACUAGAGGGAGCGCACACUGUAUAUCUAGAAGCACUUAAUAGAUUUAUCAAUAGUGUGGAGAUUCAGGAGUGUGGGUUUGGCGUUCUCUCUGCACUAGCAGACUGUUCUGGAGCGGUUGACCUUAUGUGCCAGCAAGGAGCGAUAGACACAGUGCUGCACACACUGCAGGUGUUUCCACAGAAACGGGAUAUUCACUACUGGGCUCUUAGUCUUCUGUUUCACCUCAUCUCCAAGAAGAAGCUUUCUCGCAUAAUGGUGCCUGUACUGGCCUCUGUGCUGGUCAGCUCUGUACGGCAACACAAAGAGGACUCAGUCAUGUUCCUGAAGGGUUUUCAAGUGUUGUGGAAACUGUUGGACACAUGCUCGAGUGCCGCAGCAGAGCUGCAGAGAGAGGCAUUUGAGAAAGAGUUAUUUCAGAUCCUGAGAGAAAACACACCAGACCAGUGCAAAGAUCAAUUGCAGAGAAUUAGUUGCCUGUGCUUGUGUAAGAUGACAGCUGACAGUAACAUCAUGUACAGUCUGUUGGAGAGAGCGUGUGAAGAUGGAGAUGUGGUCAUGACAGAGUGUCUGAUACAGCUGGGCGCUGACAUCAACAAGAAAACAAAGACUGAUUCGCUCAUAUACAAGGUUUGUGAUCGUGGGGCUCCUCUGGCUUUGCUGGAGCUGCUGGUAUCUGCAGGGGUUCAUGAACAACAGUUGCGUGGAGCUCUGGCCGUGUGUGUCAGGAGAGGUGACGACUCUGCUGUCACACUUCUUCUCGCCCGUCUGGGGCUGGAUCACACCAACAGCGCCCUCUGCCUCGGGGGUUUUCAUCUUGGGCAAAUGAAAGCAAGCUGGCUCAGUACACUGCUCUCUGAGCGCGAGAACCUCCAGCCAAUCAGCAACAACAACAGUAAAGGCCAGUGUUUGGCCAGACAGAUCUUGGCACACCAGAGGAAAAAGGGGUUCAUGAGAGUCUCUAGGUACGCCAGUGACAUCAGCACAUCAGGAUAUUUAACCGAUGAGGAAAGUGACGACUCGCACAUCUCCUUAGAUGACAGCCUGGUCUUCAUGUUUGAUGAUAUGGAGAGUGACGGGAAUGAUGGACCUCCACGCGGAGCAAUGCUUUACAGCGAUUCACCAGAACUGAGCAGAAAACCUGCUUGGAGACAACACAGUCGACGCAGUGCCAAUUCAGAGGGAUGCCAUGUUGAGAUGGAUCCGAAUAAGAGGUUUAACUGGAACUCUCACAACACCAGAGGGCAGGGGUUUGAAAGCUUCUCUCCCAGUCCUUUUCCUCUGGGUGUGAACAAAGAGCCCGUCCGUCUGCUGGACCUAUCAGGGAAUGAGCUUGACAGUUUGUCCUGUUUGAUGGAGUGUUCUGUCAAACAACACAUCCAAAAUCUUCUGCGGCUCGAUUUGAGCAGCAACAGCCUGUCGGAGUUUCCUAGCGCUCUGUGUCAGAGCCUACAAAGUCUGACUCGACUUGAUCUGCAAGGUAACCAGUUGCAGUCACUUCCUGCGGAGCUGCUGGGUUUGCCUGCUUUGAGCGUGCUCGAUGUGUCCCGCAAUUGCAUUGGUCCACUUCUGCCGCUGGACCCAUCAGUGCGCUGCCCAACAUUACGCCAGCUCAACUUGUCCUUCAACCAGAUCUCUGUUUUCCCCUUCCAGAUGGGUCAGGCCAUGGAAAAACUGGAGGAGCUGUCGCUGGAGGGGAAUCAAAUAUCAGAACUGUCUCUCCCACUCUAUCUGGCUGAAUUGAAAGUUUUAGACGUCAGUAAGAAUCAAGUUACAAUGAUUUCAGAAAACUUUCUCACUGAAUGCAUCAAGAUGGAAACUUUUAACGCUUCAUUUAAUCAAAUCAGUUCACUGUUGCACCUUCCUUCAAAAAUAACCACCAUUAAAUUAUCACAGAACAAUUUUACAAAGGUUCCUGAAGUAAUUGUCAACCUGCCAUAUGUGCGUUCGGUGGACAUGAAGAAUAACAGCAUCAGUGUUCUCCCGGGUCCGGAGGUCUGGGUCAGUUUGAAUCUGAGAGAGCUGAUGUUCAGCCACAAUCACAUCUCUGUGCUGGACCUCAGCAGACCUGUUUACAAGUGGGCUCGACUCGAGAAACUCCAUCUGAGCUCCAACAAACUCAAUAAAAUUCCUCCUCAGAUUGGUCUUCUGGAGGACUUGACGUCUCUAGAUGUAAGUCAGAAUUCAGCUCUGCGCUCUUUUCCUGAUGAGAUGGGGAAGCUGCUGCGCUUGUGGGAUCUUCCUCUGGACGGCCUGCAGCUGCAGCUUGACCUCAAACACAUCGGCAGCAAAACCAAAGACAUCAUCAGGUUCUUGCAGCAGCGUUUGAAGAAGGCUGUGCCAUAUUACCGUACAAAGCUAAUCGUGGUUGGCAGCCCAUGCAGUGGUAAAAGCUCUCUGAUUCAACAGCUGAUGAGACUGAAGCGCUCUCAGUGGAAAUGUGAUCAGCACACUGUCGGCAUCAGUGUCAGGGACUGGACCCUCAGAAAGAAAGACAAGAGGAGCAUACUGCUCAAUGUGUGGGAGUUCUCAGGUGGUGAGGAGUGCAGUGGUCUUCACCCUCAUUUCAUGAGCUCCAGAGCUUUGUAUCUGGUACUGUAUAAUCUGAGUAAAGGACCUAGUGAAAUAGACUACAUCAAACCCUGGCUAUUCAACAUCAAAGCUAUAGCGGGUCAGUCUCCUGUGAUAGUGGUUGGCACUCAUGCAGAUGUAUGUGAAGAGCGCCACCUGCAGGAGUGCGUGCUGAAGCUGCAUGAGGAGCUGCUUUCUCAAACUGGCUUCCCAGCGAUCAGAGAGAAUCACAUACUGUGUGCCUGUGAGGAGUCAGAGUCCAUUAGCACUUUACGCAAAGCCAUCUACAGAGAGCUCACUGGGUUCAAGAUUCAGGGUGAGCCUGUGAUGGGUCAGCUGAUUCCAGACUGUUAUGUGGAGUUGGAAAAGAGAAUCCUGCAGGAGAGAUCUCGUGUUUCUGAUGAAUUCCCAGUGCUUAGACACAGCAGACUGGUGCAGCUGAUACAGGAAACACACCUGCAGCUGGAGGAGGGAGAGUUACCACACGCUGUACACUUCCUCAGCGAGGCCGGUGUUUUGCUGCAUUUUGAUGAUCCAGUGUUGCAGUUAAAGGAUCUGUACUUCAUUGACCCACAGUGGCUUUGUAACAUCAUCUCACAGACAUUGACUUUGAGGAGUUCUGGUCAGUGGGACAGUGCUAGAGGAGUAGUACAGCGCUCCACUGUAGAGAAGUUUCUGGAUAAAAGCCGCUGUUUCCCUCAAGAUCACCUCACUCAAUACUUCAAAUUGCUGGAAAAGUUUCAGAUCGCCCUGCCCUUUGGAGAGGACCAGUUACUUUUGCCCAGCAGUCUGUCAGAUCACAGGCCGGUGAUCGAGCUUCCUCACUGUGAGAACUCAGAGGUGAUCAUUCGUAUGUAUGAAAUGCCAUACUUCCCCAUGGGCUUCUGGUCCAGACAGAUCAGUCAUCUGCUGGAGGUGUCAUCGUUUAUGCUCUAUGGCAGAGAAAAAGCUUUGAGACCAAACCGGAUCUACUGGAGGAAGGGCAUUUACCUGAGCUGGUCUGCUGAAGCUUACUGUCUGGUGGAGGCCUCAUCUCUAGAAGAGAACCCUGCCAGCUUUAUCAAGAUCACAGUCCCAUGUUCCCGCAAAGGUUGUGUGUUGUUGGGGCAGGUGGUGGAUCACAUAGACUCUCUCCUGGAGGAAUGGUUUCCAGUCCUCCUCACCACUGACGUCCAUGGCUCUGGAGAAACACUGCUGAAGAAAUGGGUUCUGUACAGCUUUAACGAUGGACAACACUGCCAGAAGAUGCAGCUGGAAGAUCUGCUCUCUAACAUCAGUGCAGAUGGUCUGCUGGUGAAUCCAGAAGACCCCAGCUGUACUCUGCCCAUCUCUCAGAUCUCUCCAGAUCUGGUGCUGAGUGACCAGCCCUCCAGCACGAUACUGGAUCCAGAGGCGCUGGAGAUGGAGCUCUCCAAAGAGUAUCUGCUGGGUGAUGGAGGAUUUGGGUCUGUAUAUAAAGCUGUGUACAAGAAUGAGGAAGUUGCUGUAAAGAUUUUCAACAAACAUGCAAGUGCGCUUUAUGUUCACCGACUGGUACGACAGGAACUGGUAGUGCUCGGCAGACUGCGUCACCCCAGUCUGGUGGGCUUGCUGGCCGCUGGCUGUAACCCGCACAUUCUGGUGAUGGAACUGGCUCCGUGCGGCUCUCUGGAUUCGCUGUUUGAGCAGGAGAACAGCAGUCUCAGUCGUAAACUACAGCACAGGAUAGCUCUGCAUGUGGCGGAUGGUCUCAGAUAUUUGCACUCCUCUAUGAUUAUCUAUCGGGAUCUGAAGCCACACAAUGUUCUGUUGUUUAAUCUGAAAACAGACUCUGAGGUCAUUGUUAAGAUAACAGACUAUGGCAUAGCACAAUACUGCUGCAGUAUGGGUGUCCGCAGCUCAGAGGGAACACCAGGGUUUAGAGCACCUGAGGUUGCUCGAGGGAAUAUCAUCUAUAAUGUCCAGGCUGAUGUGUAUUCGUUUGGUCUGCUGCUGUAUGACCUUUUGACCUACGGUGAGAGGAUAUCCAACGGGAUGAAGUUUCCCAGUGAGUUUGAUGAAGUGGCUGUACAGGGGAAACUACCAGAUCCAGUGAAUGAUUACGGCUGUUCUCCAUGGCCAGGGUAUGAGUCUCUCAUGAGGGACUGCUUGAGAGAAAACCCCCAGGACAGACCCACAUCUGCUCAGGUGUAUGAUCGUCUGAAUUCUGCAGAGAUGUUGUGUCUGAUGCGAGAGCUGACGUUGUCGAGUUUACCGGGUGAGUGUCUUGCCCUCUCCAGUGCAGGUGGAGGUGUGAAUGGAGGACGAGAGGUUCAUGUGUGGAUCGGGGGCGGCAGCAGCAGUCAGAAGCUGGGCUGUGUGGCAUCACUGGAUCUGGAGACGGGGAGGAGCUUAAGCCACGAUAUUGACAGCAGUCCUGUCCUAUGUGUGGUGAUGGUUAGAGCUCCACGGUCAGCCUAUGAUUGGUUAGUUGCUGGUACUCAGUCUGGUUCACUCAUUGUCAUGGACACGAGGAGCGCAGAGAUUGUGCACUCUCUGAAGAGUGUGAAGGACUCCGUGACAUCACUGUACUUCCACACAGAUCUACAGCACAGAUGUUUAAAGAGUUACCUACUGGUGGGGACAGCAGAUGGAACCCUAGUGAUUUAUGAAGAUUCAGUCUUGGAGGUGAAGAAUGGAGCUCCAGUGAAAUCGCUGCAGAUUGGUGAUGUGAACACUCCACUGAUGUGUGUCGGCCCCUCGGGUCACUCUCAGGAGCGCAGAGCUCUGUGGGCUGCCUGUGGUACCCGGGUGAUAUCACUGACAGUGGAGUACGACAUCUGUAGGAGCAUAAACACCAAACCCAAACAACUCUUCUUAAAGCAGGGUCAUGUCAGCAGUGAUGUGUGUAUAUCACGGUUAGCAGUAGACAAACAUUUGUACGUGAGUAAAACAGGAGGCCACAGUGUGGAGGUCUGGGACAAAAAGACAGAGAGGAUGGUGAAUGUCAUCGACUGUGCACAAUUACUCCGGUUAGGUUCUACCAGAAAAUCCCAGAACGAAGACACAUGUAGACAGAUGGAGUCAUCUUUUGCGAUUGUGAAAGCACUGUUGGUGCAGCACAAUGGGACUCUGUGGAUCGGGACGAGAUCAGGACACAUGCUGUUAGUGGAGAUGCCCAGCUGUCAGCUACUGCAGACCAUCAGCUCUCACUGCCUCUCCAUACGCUGCAUGAGCUCUGUGCUGCUAGAGACACUAAACCGCAAGAAUGUUAUUCUGGUGUUGGGAAGAGGACAAUGCAUGCCACAAGAUCAAACCAAAACACAAUUAGUUGAGGAUUCAGUGUUGAUGGUGUGGAAUAGUUCACUUCCUCUAGAGAUCAAAGAUCUAAAAAAACACUGUGAGCUACGAGAAAGCAUCACCAAUAGAAUGAGAGACACACUCCUCGACUGAACGUCCUGUCUGCCUGGGCAUCACUUCCUGUCAUAUUCAGUACAUUACCUCUAACUAGUUUCUUUAUACUGUACUAUUCUGUUAAAAGGGACCUGUGUGAAAAUGCAGUUAGUGUGAAAUGUCAUUUUGUACAAUCAAGGGAAACUAUUAUUUGUUGUUACAUCUCAUAUGUAGCUGUACAUUGGUAUAUUUAGAUUAUAUGAAAACUGACACAUUUACAAACCAAAAUGAAAAUUGAAAACACUAAGCUUAUCUUCAUUAUUAUUUUAUUGUAUUUAUUUAUGCACAAUAAUGAAGCCAUAUGCAGUAAAUGCAGCCAUGCUUUCUCUAAUUUACCAUGGUAACAAUUCAUGCUCACCAUAGUUACUACAAUGAUUGUCACUACAGUAAAACCGUGGUAACAUGGUAUUAGCAUCACUUUAUCAAAGAAAGAAAUGUCAGAAGGGUUCUAAAAGCUUCUUGAAAUGUUUAAAGGAGAUCCCACAUUAAUAUAUUAUGAUUUUACUGUAGUAACCAGGGUAACUAUGGUAUUUUGGCAGAAAAUGUGGUUACCAUUGUAACUAUUUGUGAGGGACUUCAUGGGUAUCACGUUUAGGGGCAGCAACUUUCCGAAAUGAAAUCAUCAUUCUAGCUGCACUGCCAAAGACACAAAUACAAAUUUUGGUUUAUACACCAGGAUUACUAAAGAGCUCAUCCAAUCUCUGAUUGGUCUUAUUCUCUUGUGAAUUGUUUUAAGAAAUCAUAUAAUCUAAAUUUAUUCGAAAAUGAUUCUUAGCUGGACCUUAAAUAAUCCACUAUCUGAAUGCAUCACAACUGUUAGCUUUUAAAGUUACAGUACACACUGUGCCUACGUAGUAUUUUUGUUUUAGUAACAUACUGUUCUGUCACCCUCUAUUAAGCUAUUUUGACCAUGUAAUGCCAAUAAUUAAAUAAUUCCAGUGUAAUUACUUUGUAAAAUUAAGCAUAUCAAUAAAGUCCUGGAGAAUAAGCCAUAUAAAAUAAAUUGCUUAUUGCUAUAUUUUUUAUUAUUACAUGUUAUGUGAAUGCAGUUAUUGAGGAUGCUUCUCAGCUGUGUACCAAGUAUGUUUUUAAUAAAGAGUUACGCCAGUUCA
Myxocyprinus asiaticus (Chinese sucker) is the source of this 8933-nucleotide messenger RNA. It is a transcript of the gene lrrk2, whose product is annotated as leucine-rich repeat kinase 2. NCBI's taxonomy places the organism in Eukaryota, Metazoa, Chordata, Actinopteri, Cypriniformes, Catostomidae. The record is from RefSeq and is a predicted model, not a curated record. Gene Ontology annotation, biological process: protein phosphorylation. The coding region runs from base 223 to 7821 and encodes 2532 amino acids. Gene Ontology annotation, molecular function: protein kinase activity; ATP binding; protein binding. The transcript has 51 exons.